This is a messenger RNA of Gracilinanus agilis (Agile Gracile Mouse Opossum), 1451 nucleotides long. RefSeq names its product actin related protein 3B (gene ACTR3B). The transcript has 9 exons. Gene Ontology annotation, cellular component: actin cortical patch. Gene Ontology annotation, molecular function: actin filament binding. NCBI's taxonomy places the organism in Eukaryota, Metazoa, Chordata, Mammalia, Didelphimorphia, Didelphidae. The coding region runs from base 36 to 1028 and encodes 330 amino acids. The record is from RefSeq and is a predicted model, not a curated record.
CAAUAAGACAUGGUAUAAUUGAAGAUUGGGAUCUCAUGGAAAGAUUCAUGGAACAAGUAAUUUUUAAAUACCUUCGAGCUGAACCUGAAGAUCAUUAUUUUUUAAUGACAGAACCUCCACUGAACACACCAGAAAAUAGAGAAUAUCUUGCAGAAAUCAUGUUUGAGUCAUUUAAUGUGCCAGGACUAUACAUUGCAGUUCAGGCAGUGUUAGCUUUAGCAGCAUCAUGGACAUCUCGGCAGGUUGGUGAACGCACCUUGACAGGAAUAGUCAUUGACAGUGGGGAUGGAGUAACCCAUGUUAUCCCAGUGGCAGAAGGUUAUGUAAUUGGAAGCUGCAUCAAACACAUCCCUAUUGCAGGUAGAGAUAUUACAUAUUUCAUUCAACAGCUCCUAAGGGAGAGGGAGGUGGGAAUUCCUCCUGAGCAAUCACUGGAGACAGCAAAAGCCAUUAAGGAGAAAUACUGUUAUAUCUGCCCUGACAUAGUUAAAGAAUUUGCUAAGUAUGAUGUAGACUCACGUAAAUGGAUCAAACAAUACACAGGCAUCAAUGCAAUCAACCAGAAGAAAUUCAUUAUAGAUGUUGGUUAUGAAAGGUUUCUUGGACCUGAAAUUUUCUUUCAUCCGGAGUUUGCUAAUCCAGAUUUCAUGGAGUCCAUUUCAGACGUAGUUGAUGAAGUUAUUCAGAACUGUCCCAUCGAUGUUCGUCGUCCACUCUAUAAGAAUGUUGUUCUUUCAGGAGGAUCCACAAUGUUCAGAGACUUUGGACGUCGGCUACAGAGAGAUUUGAAAAGAGUGGUGGAUGCAAGAUUGAAACUCAGUGAGGAACUCAGUGGUGGAAGGAUAAAGCCCAAGCCUGUGGAAGUUCAAGUUAUAACACACCAUAUGCAGCGCUAUGCUGUAUGGUUCGGAGGCUCCAUGCUUGCAUCAACGCCGGAAUUCUUUCAAGUUUGUCAUACCAAGAAGGACUAUGAAGAAUACGGCCCUAGCAUUUGUCGUCACAAUCCUGUCUUUGGAGUUAUGUCAUAGUGUUUGCCUUUUGAAAAAGUAAUUCAGGUAGUCUCUUGUAGGUCAAGAAGUGUCCUUUGAAACCAGAGAAGAUACAAGUUGCUGUAAAUAGUGAUAUGAUCAGAUGUUUAUGUCCAUGAACUUUGGGAGUGCUUGGAUCACAAUGUUGAUGAAGCAUCAGCUCUACAUACAAUCCAGAAUCAUUUCAAGGAAAAGCCAUUUUAUGUCCUGACUGUUCUAAGCCUAUCAGUUCCUUCUUUCCUAAAUGUGGGUUUCUAGUUAAAAGGGAAAUAUCAGUUUCCAAGAGAGCAUAAACAUUGUUUUAAAAUAAUUGUUGGGAAAAAAAUGAGAUAACGGAAAUGUCUUGUCUCCCCCAGAAAGGAAAUGGGGGUGUAAACCUUUUCUCCCCCACCCUAUUUUUGUAAAUAAAAAUUAUAAUACAAA